This is a messenger RNA of Closterium sp. Naga37s-1, 1131 nucleotides long. The record is from the annotation of a GenBank genome assembly. Lineage: Eukaryota; Viridiplantae; Streptophyta; Zygnematophyceae; Desmidiales; Closteriaceae.
AUGGCGGAUAUCCCUAAGUUCGACAAAGAUAUGGAACUCACCGACGACAUGCUCGAAGGGAUGGACCUACCGGAUGAUCCCUCUGGAUCCAACCUGCCCCGAACCCGAUUGCCCACGGUACUAUCCAUCUCCAAGAAGCCAUGUGUCGAAACCGGCUCUGACGUCCCUCCUCACGAACUGCCCGCUGCCACCUCGGACGUCACGGAAGGACCCGUGAACAUCCGCACGGUGGUUAUGCUGCUCUUCCCCGAGCCAGGCGCUGACGCCAUCCGCCCCACUUUGAUCUCCAAGAUCUUCGCCAAACUGACCCCCUCCCUCUUUGACUGUGGCUAUGUCCCUGAAGCCCGCACUACCAACGGCGACACCCUUCGCUUCGCCGGUCGGGUCUAUGCGUCGAUCUGCUACUCCUGGCCGACUAGGCAGUCUGCCAACGAGUUCCUCCCCGUCUUCGGGAACCCCAGUGAAAUCUCCCCCGGUCGCUCCAUCACUGUCAAGCCUUACAUCGACCCCUACCCCGAUGUCACUGAGGCUAAGGCGAACGGCGCCACCAUAGUCUCCCUGCGCAGGGUCCCGGCCCGUUUCGAGGAAUCGGACCUCCUUACGUACCUGGUGCCGCGCUGGCUUGCGGGUAUCAACUCCUUCCAUCGCAUGCAAGACCCCUACGCGGGGGUCUUCCUCCCCAUCCUCACCGGCAUCCCCAUCCCGCUGCCGGAAGACCCGGGCUUCCUCACCAUCCCGGCCCUGAUCCCCACCGGCGGCAACACCCGGGACAUUCUCGUGAAUGUCUCCUCCCACGAAUGCUCUAUCUGUGCGAGCAACCACCGGGUGGAGGACCAUGCGAUCUUCCCCUCCGCACCCAUCUCCUUCCGUGCCGACCCCGGUCUCCUCUUCAUCGGCACGGAUGCAGAUGUCGAACCAUGGACCUGCGUGCUCUGCGACUUUGCAUGCGGCCCGGUGCUGGACAGUGCUCUGGAACACAUGACAUCCGCACGGCACCGCUCCCAGCUGCUCGCCACUGCCAACGUGACCGCACCCAAGGAGACGUUCUACACCUGGAGUUUCUCCGCUUUCCAGAAGAAGGGGGAUAUCGAGGCCUUCCUCAUGAGGAUGCGGCUCAUGUCUCGCGCAUAA